UAAACUGCUGCUAUAAAAACCAAAAAUUUCAUCUAAACUGCUGACAGUUAGUGUGUGAGAUAUUCAGCGAAAUCAAUCGGAAAACGAAAGUGCAAUUACUCUUGUUAAACAUGUCUCAAAUGCUGAAGGCAUUAUUGCUGGAAAAGCAGUUGGAAAAUAAUAAAAUGUUAAAUAUUUUCUAUCGAAUAUCCUUCAUGACUGGUGUCAAUGUUAAGUACCAGGCCACGUUCAAGGAUCCAGUAAAACUAUGGAAUGGGUUCCUGAUAAUUGUCUCUUUGAUUGGCCUCAGUGCCCAAUACUGUUUGGUUUGGAACAAUCGUUCGGAGCCGUUUGCGGAGUCCGCCGAUGCAAUUUGCACUGCCAACCAGGCUUGGAUUUCGAUACUGAAAUUGAUUUAUUUACUAUUUGUUCAACAUGAAUUUUAUGAUCUUUUGCAUACAGCCAUUAAUGGGUCUCUACUCCAUGAUUUGGGAAUAUUCGAUUUGGCUAUCAAUUCUAAGCAAUAUCUGCUUAAGGAAAUCAAAACCAUUCUCAAUGACUCCUGGCUUCACAUCAAACAUCAGUUGAAUUUCUUCACAUUCUCCUGCAUGAUGGCCUGCGGGUUUUAUAUGUUUUCAUGCAUAUUUGCCAAUUAUUAUUUUACCCACAUUCAGCCGCAAAAUUUUACUUUGCAAUUGCCCAUGCCUGCGUUAUUUCCCAUGUGGCAUGAUUACGGCAUGACUUGGCCUUACUAUCCCAUACAGUAUUUCAUAACGGGCGUUGAAAACUCCAUUUGCGGAAUGUGUGCUGUUUGUUUCGAUGGUAUCUUCAUUGUGAUUGUAGUCCAUUGUUCGGCACUUUUGGAGAUAUUGCAUAAACUUUUGGAGCAUGUAUGCGAUGAGGAAAUUCCCCAAAGCGAAAGGGUAAAGUAUCUGCUAUGCUGUGCUAGAUUGCACGAACGCACUUUCAGAUAUUAUGAAAAAAUCAAUGGGAUGUAUCGUACACCGAGCUUGGCACAAUGCGUGCUCAGCAUGUUGGUCUUAUGCGUGGUAAUGUUUAUGGCCAACGUAGGUCUAGAGGAGGAUAUAACACUGUUUGUCAAAAUGCUAUGUUUUCUAUGUGCUGCUGGCUUACAAAUCGGAAUUUAUUGUUAUAAUGGACAAAAGAUUAUAACGCAGAGCGAAAUAUCACCUGUAGCUUGGUACAGCAGUACUUGGUACAACGAAUCGGAGCAAUUUAAAUAUAUCGUUAAUAUGAUGGUUUUGCGGACCAAUCGUACCUUAUACAUGCAGGUAUCUGGCUUUACUACAAUGUCUCUUAUGACUUUGGCAUCGCCACGUCUUUAUAAAAUGCUUCAAUUGGUACAAGACACGGAUGUCAUGAAGGAUUUGGAAAUAUUUCAAUUGAAUUUGGUUAACCCAUCACAUAUAAUCAAAGAUAUACAAAACAUUCUCAAUGCCUCCUGGGAUGAUAUUAAAUUACAAUUAAAGAUUUUUAUUGGUUGCGUUGCAUGCAUAAGCGGUUGGUAUCAUGGCAAAUGUGUGGCUAUGAAUAUCUACAAUUUUCAUUUUCAUCGACAGGAGUUUGAGUUGCAAUAUCCUUUUCCAGUCUCUUUUCCUUUGUGGCAUGGCGAGAAAACGAUUGUAGUCAAAGUGGCAGAAUACAUGAUUUCGAGCUCAGAAGUUUAUUUAACUUCAGUCUGUGCCACAGCUUUCACCGGCCUCUUCUCCAUACUAUCGAUGCAUUGUCUUACUCUUUUGAAAAUUUUACGCCUGUUGAUAAGCUACAGCACCAGCUUCCAUGUAAUGCGCAGCCAACGCGUUAAAUAUUUGCAGACUUGCAUUAAGCUGCAUCAGCGAAUUUUGGAAUUUUGCCAUGAACUUAAUUCUCUGUACCGUUUGCAGUCAUUAGCGAUGUUCUUGAUUUCCUGUUUGGUGUUAUGUCUUUUGAUUUUCCAUGCCAGUGUGGAUGGGCGAAACGAUGCCACCAUUUUCAUUAAGGUACUGCUCUAUAGUACCGGCAUAUUUUUUGAAGUUGGCAUAUUUUGUUUUAAUGGCCAGCGCAUAACAUCAGAGAAUGAGCGUAUACCCAUAGAAGUGUAUAAGCUUGACUGGUUUAACGAGGACAAGGAAUUCAAAUUUUUGUCACAAAUGAUAAUAAUGAGAUCGAAUCAACAAAUUGCAAUGGACGUUGGAGGAUUCACAACAAUGUCGCUUGUGACAUUUUUAAUGAUAUUUCGAUCUAGUUUCUCGUAUUUCCUUUUCUUGCGGGAAUUUAUGUAGAAAAUUGUUGCUAGUAAAAC
Molecule: messenger RNA, 2281 nt
Organism: Stomoxys calcitrans (stable fly)
Lineage: Eukaryota; Metazoa; Arthropoda; Insecta; Diptera; Muscidae
Product: odorant receptor 63a
Exons: 16
Coding region: 111-2261 (716 amino acids)
Biological process (GO): sensory perception of smell; detection of chemical stimulus involved in sensory perception of smell
Cellular component (GO): plasma membrane
Molecular function (GO): odorant binding; olfactory receptor activity
Source: RefSeq, a predicted model, not a curated record